Molecule: messenger RNA, 1041 nt
Organism: Sinocyclocheilus rhinocerous
Lineage: Eukaryota; Metazoa; Chordata; Actinopteri; Cypriniformes; Cyprinidae
Product: occludin-like
Exons: 2
Coding region: 1-981 (326 amino acids)
Biological process (GO): bicellular tight junction assembly
Cellular component (GO): bicellular tight junction; apical plasma membrane; cytoplasmic vesicle
Source: RefSeq, a predicted model, not a curated record
AUGUGUUGUGUCCCUAAAAUCGGUUUUCCCCAUUUUCUCUCCAGUAAUGUUGCCCCGCAGCCUGCGUAUUCGUACUAUCCUGACGAGGAGUUCCAGCAUUUCUACCGCUGGACGUCUCCGCCGGGCAUCAUAAAGAUCAUGUGCGUCAUGUCGGUCAUCUUCUGCGUGGGCAUCUUCGUGUGCGUGGCCUCGACUCUGGCCUGGGACACGGAUGCAGGAGCGGCUGGAUUCGGUGGUUACGGAGGUUCUUACGGAGGCUCAUACGGUGGCUCAUACGGUGGCUACGGGGGAACCGGCUACGGGGGAACCGGCUACGGAAUGGGUGGAUACGGAGGCUAUGGUUACGGGAUCCUCGGCUCUCAGAACGACCCCAGGCAGGGCAAGGGUUUCAUGAUCGCCAUGGCCAUCAUCACCUUCAUCGUCCUGCUCGUCAUCUUCAUCAUGAUCAUCUCGCACCAGAAAGUGGCUCAGGGAAGGAAGUUCUACCUGGCCGUCAUCAUCGUCAGCGCCAUCAUGGCUUUCCUCAUGUUAGUUGCCACCAUAGUCUAUCUGGUGACGGUUUACCCAAUGGCCCAGUCGUCCGGAUCGGUUCAGUUCAAUCAGGUUUACGCCAUGUGCGCCGCUUACCAGCAGCCUCAGAUGACUGGUGGGUUCGUGAACCAGUAUCUGUAUCACUACUGCGUGGUGGAUCCUCAGGAGGCAAUCGCUCUUGUUUUGGGCUUCAUUGUCACCGCGGCCCUCAUCAUCAUCAUGGUUUUUGCCAUUAAAACCCGUCAAAGGAUCAAUAAUCAUGGGAAGGACAACAUCCUGUGGCGCCGCGUGAAAGAAAUGAAUGAUCAAAACUCGCCGCAGGAUGUAGAGGAUUGGGUGAGUAUGAUAUUAUUGUUCUUUGCAUUGCUAGCUGAAGUACAGUCAAACCAAAAUGUAUUCAGACACCUUCAACAUUUCUCACAUUAUCACAGUUUAUUCGGGUCGCUGUGAUUUUUGCCAAGUAAGAUCAACAUUACUGUCCAAAAAUAUAGACUUAACCCAAUCCCUACC